UAGAUUCACAAAUGCAUUUUUUCUAAAAGAUAUCCUCUGCAGCCUAUCAGAUGUCUCCAAUUUUAGCCAAUCACAUAUGGACUACAACGACCUUACCCGCCAUAGUAACGGACUUGACAUCACGAACAAUGGCGUCUGGUGGUAGCCGCCCACCAAAUGUAAGUGAAAUAUAGCUUGUUAAUCUUAUUAAACCGAUUAUCAUACGUGAUUGAAUAUUCUUGAGAAUGGCAGGAUCCAUGUUUAGUCAUUUUAAGUGUUUCCUAGGCUAACGUUUAGCAAGCUAGCUAGUCAAUGUCUAACUUAACCUGGGCUUGCUAGCUAACAUUGAUGGAUACAGUACAGUACUGUACGAUUGAUGCAUUAGUUUGCGGUCAAGCUAGGUGGAGUGUGGCAGGUCAAAAUAAUAAAAUUGUGUGGCAGUAGCUUGGUAGUUAAGCAUUGGUAGCUAGAAAUUUGUACAGUAUAGCAGACAUCUGAAUGUUGGGAUGGCCCAUUCAGUUGAAUUUAGGAUAAUAUUCUGUCGAAUUCUGAAGCACCUUAUGUGUGUCUGUGCACUCAUGUUUAUUUGUUUGUCUGUCUGUCUAUCUUUCCCUAGGAUUCGCUGAAGUAUUUUAUUUUGAGAAGAUUACAUGAUCGAGUUGUGCGGAUCUUGGAAAGGCAACCUCUGGACCUAGAUGGUCUACAGUUUGCUUGCCAUCAGGAACAUGUUUUGUUGAGCGCUCUAGCUGAAGUAGUAGUUGUACACGAGGACAUACUCUCAGCACUCUCAGAUCUUAUUAUUGCUAUCCAGCAACAAAUGGAAAGUCGGCAGACAUUUGUGAUUCUGGAAUUUGAAAGAAGUUCUGGACGUGGCCGUCCAAGAUUUACAAUUUCAGAAGAUGCACUCACACAUCUAGUUGAAAUGGCUCUGCCUUUAAAUAUCAUUGCCAAGCUUCUGGGUGUGUCUAGAACAACAGUACACAGGCGGAUGAAAGAACUCAAUCUAUCUUUAAGGGCCUUAUACAGUAGUUGCAGUGACAAUGAAUUGGAUUAUUUGAUCACAGAAAUUAAAAACACAAUGCCAGAUGCUGGUUAUCGUGUUGUCCGAGGUGCUCUCCUUGCACAGGGACACAAAAUACAAUGGGAUAGGUUGCAUGCGUCCAUGCAUCGCGUAGAUAGUGUUGGUGUGUUCUCCAGGCUGACUGGUCUUGGAUGUGUGGUCAGAAGAACAUACAAUGUUCCUUAUCCAAAGUAUUUGGUGCACAUUGACACCAAUCACAAGCUAAUCAGGUAUAACUGAUUCAUAUCUGUAUAUCAAUUUGUCAGUUUAUUAACAUGUAAAAAAUUGUGUAGUUUGUAUUUUGUAUAACAUCACUGUAUGUCAUAUCAUCGAUAGACCAUAGUAACCAGAACAGUAUGAAUUUAACAUUGUUCUAGAAACCAUGAACCCAUUUUUCUCUGCUAAGAUGCAGAUAUUGUAUCAUGAGACCUAUGCUGUUGAAAAUGUUGUGUAUUGUGUUUAAAAGACACUUAACAGUUGUUCAUAUACUGUUAAAGCUAAUACAAUUUAUUUUAAUAAAGGUACAACUUUGUCAUCUUUGGGGGAAUAGAUGGCUACUCAAGGAAGGUUAUGUAUCUAAAGGUAGCAGACAAUAACCGCUCUGACACACACGUGGCCUUUUUCACUGAAGCUGUCAAUGAGCAUGGUUUCCCUCUGAGAGUGAGAGGAGAUCAUGGAGGAGAAAACGUGGGAGUUGCUGAACUGAUGUAUAGAGUUCGUGGAACUGAAACCAACAGCUUCAUUGCUGGAAAAAGCGUGCAUAACCAACGAAUUGAGCGCCUCUGGCGUGAUGUGUUCAUGAGUGUUACAGGUGUAUAUUACAACGCCCUGCACACUCUAGAGGAUCAAUACUUGCUCGAUAUCAGCAACAUCCUGCACAUGUUCUGCUGCCACUACGUUUUCCUGCCACGUAUCCAGGCCAGCCUGAAUGUCUUCCAUGAGGCCUGGGAUAACCAUCCCAUUAGGACAGAGCAAAACCUGACACCAAAUCAGUUGUGGCAGGUGGGCCAGGCCUUGAAUCCCGUUGCAGAUCCUCUUCCUGAGGCUAUACUUGUACCAGAAGUCGAAUGGGAGGAGAGCGUCUACAUCAGUGAGCCACACCCUGGUGUCAAUGUCCCUGUGCUGGACAGCCCACUCUCAGAUGAAGAAAUGGUGCAACUUCAAGACGCCAUUGAACCAUUACAAUACUCUGAAAGUUUUGGAGUUGACAUUUAUGUCAACACAGUCCAGUUUGUUGAGAAUUUACUUGAGGCAAGAUAAAUAUAAAA
Molecule: messenger RNA, 2307 nt
Organism: Hypomesus transpacificus
Lineage: Eukaryota; Metazoa; Chordata; Actinopteri; Osmeriformes; Osmeridae
Exons: 5
Coding region: 1610-2299 (229 amino acids)
Molecular function (GO): nucleic acid binding
Source: RefSeq, a predicted model, not a curated record